UUUGGGGAUUUGGGUGGUACCAUUGCGUAGAGCUCGACGAUAUGAGUUCGUGGACAUGCAGCACGCCUGAUUCCGAGCUGUAAGGAAGGGGAAAAGAUCUAGAAACGAAAAGGACAUAAUGGGAAUUUUAAAAUUUGUUACUGUAGCAACAGUGCCGCUACAGUCGGUGCUACAGUAUCGGGUUCUAUUUAUUUUUCUUCCUCCCUCUGGUUUGGCACGACAGCAGCCCCCUUUUUAUUUUGGAAACAGCCGUCCACGUUUGGCCGGCCACCGCCCAACACCGGCCACCACUUUGGGUGGCACCGGUCCCAAAAGGACCGCCGUGAGUUCCCCUUCCAGCCCCGACCAUUUCCAGCCCUUGCCGCCCUCUGCGCUCGCCGGAAAGUCAAGAAAAGUCGCCGGUUUUUGUCAAAACUUUCCAUCAGUCGUUCGAACGAUUUCGGGCACCAAAUCUUGCUAUUCAGAUGGAAAUCCAACAGAGUUUUUUUGAGUACAUCAGAGGUGAACACGAGAACAAUAAUUCUGUUAUUGAGGUUGUUGGCGCUCGAGUAUGUUAUUAUAAACUUAACUUCGUAGUGGGGAAUAAUAGUAAAGAUAAGGUAUACAAAGGGGGUUUAUACUAUGAGAAAGAUGGUGAGAUCACACAUGUUAAAUUUGUUAAAGUGGAUAAGGAGGAGACUGCUAGACGUGCUUUUAAAUAUUCUUCAAGGAUAUCUGAUGAGGGGAUUUUGCGCCCAUGGUUCUAUGUGUUUUGUAAGCAGAAGUGUUUUAGGAGUUUACCUUGUAAUGAAGAGUUGGUGAAGGGUGUUUGGACCGUCUGUUAUGAUCACUAUGACGAGUCUUUAUAUGAUUGGGUUAGAAGAGUGGUGCGUGAUACGAAUUCUUCCUAUACUGAGAGUAGCAAACUCCCCAUUAAGAAUGCAAGAGAUUGUCUUCAUCCUUAUUGGAUAGAAACGAUAAGUCAAUUGAUUAAUGCUGUGACUCGCGUUCAUGGCAAAGGAUUCUUUCAUGGGAGCUUGACGAAGAAGGAAAAUUAUGUAAUGGGUGAGAGGUGUUUGAAGCUUAUUAAUUUUGGUGGUUCACUGGAGGGAAAAAAUCAAUCAGAUCAAGACAAGUUGAAAAUGGAUGAUUUUAAUGACAUCAAAAUCAUGUUAGGGUAUUUGUUCGAGUCAUUGCUAGCACCAAAAACUCCCUCAUCGAAGAAAAAAGCAACGGCUUUUGACCUUAGCAAAGAAUGGAUCGAAGCUGAUAGGUUUUUGAAGUUUUUUGAUUAUAUGCAUAUUUGGAAGUAUGAAAAAUUUGUUUCCAAAUUGCUUGGCCAUCCGUUUUUGAAGAGUUCCAAGGACAGGUUGGAGUGGAUUGACACGGUCAACAAUGAUAGGAAAGAUCCUACUGCUCCAUUGAAAGUGCUGUCUGUCUUGAAAAAAGCUGAUUUUGCCGUAUUUGCUUCUUGGAAAAGUGGUGGAUUGAAAGAAGCUUUUAUGAAGGAAGUUUUUGACUAUAAUCCUUCAUCUUACGACGAUGAUGCUGUUAGUCUGCUGCGAUUCCUGAGGAACUUGAAUCAGCACUUCAGGGAUGUCAAAAAUUGCAACCCUCCUACGGUUGAAGAGGUUGAUCAUGCGAUCCGAAAACGUUUUGAUAAUUUCCUCGAAGUACUUUAUGUUUGUUGGAGUUGUCGUUGAUCAGCAAUUCUAAAGAUUGUUUUGUACGCAUGCACUUUAAAAUAGCUGUAGGAAAUUGAAAAAAUUGUAAGAAUGGUUUUGGAUUUUAGCACUUGACAAAAGGAAAGAGGGGGUUGAAAUUGAUGGUUUACAUGUGUUUUUGUACCAGUGCAGGCUGUAAUUUUCAGGUUCCAAUUAAGGACCUUGAAAUUGUUAAUUAGUGUUUAAGAUUUACUUAUUUUUCUUCUUGGAAUUUGUUAAUUGUGCUUGGAAUUAUGCAAAUUCGAUA
Messenger RNA from Prunus mume (Japanese apricot), 1950 nucleotides. Lineage: Eukaryota; Viridiplantae; Streptophyta; Magnoliopsida; Rosales; Rosaceae. The record is from RefSeq and is a predicted model, not a curated record.